AUGUGCUCGGGAAGCAACAAGACAAAGAAGAAGUCAUCAAGAUUACCACCUGACAAACCAAAGCGCCAGACUGAAGAUGACUUUCAGAGGGAGCUAUUUUCGAUGGAUGUUGACUCACAAAACCCUAUCUUUGAUGUCAACAUGACAGCUGACACGCUGGAUACCCCACACAUCACUCCAGCUCCAAGCGAGUGUAGUACUCCCCCACCAACUUACCCACAACCAGUACCUCACCCCCAACCCAGUGUUCAAAGUAUGGUCCGACUAUCCAGUUCAGACAGCAUUGGCCCAUAUGUAACUGAAAUCCUUUCAGACAUUGCAGAAGAACCUUCUAAUCUUCCCAGCACUACUGACGAUUGUCCACCCAUUGGCACCCCUGUUCAAGAUUCUUCAAGCUCUGGGCAUUCUCAGAGUGCCCUCUUUGACCCUGAUGUCUUUCAAGCCAAUAAUAAUGAAAAUCCAUACACUGAUCCAGCUGACCUUAUUGCAGAUGCUGCUGGCAGUCCCAGUAGUGACUCACCUACCAAUCAUUUUUUUCCUGAUGGCGUAGAUUUCAAUCCUGAUUUGUUGAACAGCCAGAGCCAGAGUCUUUUUGAAGAAGAGUAUUUUGUUGAAAGCAGCCAAAGUGGAGAUAGUGAUGAUUUCAAAGGAUUUCCAUCUCAGGCACUAAAUACAUUGGGGGUGCCAAUGCUUGGAGGUGAUAAUGGGGAGACUAAGUUUAAGGCAAUAGCCAAGCUGAUAUGGUUGAUUUCAGUAUUAUAG
Rangifer tarandus platyrhynchus (Svalbard reindeer) is the source of this 762-nucleotide messenger RNA. Lineage: Eukaryota; Metazoa; Chordata; Mammalia; Artiodactyla; Cervidae. The record is from the annotation of a GenBank genome assembly.